Molecule: messenger RNA, 5523 nt
Organism: Xyrauchen texanus (razorback sucker)
Lineage: Eukaryota; Metazoa; Chordata; Actinopteri; Cypriniformes; Catostomidae
Product: lysine-specific demethylase 6A-like
Exons: 31
Coding region: 282-4652 (1456 amino acids)
Biological process (GO): regulation of gene expression; heart development
Cellular component (GO): MLL3/4 complex
Molecular function (GO): chromatin DNA binding; RNA polymerase II cis-regulatory region sequence-specific DNA binding; histone H3K27me2/H3K27me3 demethylase activity
Source: RefSeq, a predicted model, not a curated record
CACUUGAGUGACACAAUUAUAACAAGUUUGAGCUGGCGACUGGGGGGGAAGUUUGAGCUAUUACCAAAUCACAAUUUGCCGUCAAACCCUGCAUUGCGCGUGCUGCAUGCAUUUUGGUGUACCGGCUAACUGCGACUCGUUUAUGUCGAGGACAAUGUGAAAAAGGGUUGUUUGGAGGAAAUUAUUUUCCUUGGAGGAUUACCCAUCUAUUCUUUUUGUUUAACGCAAAAAAAAGCGCUCGGUUUACGGUGCGAAAAUUGUUUCACUGGAGUUUUUCGUCUAUGAAAUCGUGCGGAGUGUCGGUGGCCGCUGUAGCUUGCGCUGCUGCUGCUGGUGGUGGUAGUAGUAGUAGUAGUGGUGAUGAGGAAAAGAAAAUGGCGGCGGGAAAAGCGAGUGAAACCGAUGAGGACUUUCCGAAGCUUACGCCGCAAGAAAGGGAUCGUUUAGCCGGCAUAGACAGCACACUGUUUGGAUUUCAGAGGCUUCAUGAAGAUGGCGCCAGAACGAAGGCCUUGCUGUUAAAGGCUGUUCAUUGCUAUGACGUCUACAUCUUAAAUGCUAAAGGAAAAGUGGAGCCAGAGGCGUUUUGCCAAUUAGGUCACUUCAACCUUUUACUGGAAGAUUACCCUAAAGCAUUAUCUGCAUACCAGAGAUACUACAGUUUACAUUCAGACUACUGGAAGAAUACUGCCUUUUUAUAUGGCCUUGGCUUGGUUUACUUCCAUUACAAUGCUUUUCAGUGGGCAGUGCAGCGCACCCCCCCAGAUGCCCAUUCUGGACAGAGAAGGGCGAUAAAGGCGUUUCAGGAAGUCCUUUACAUUGACCCCAGCUUUUCAAGAGCCAAUGAGAUCCAUCUGCGACUUGGUCUGAUGUUUAAAGUCAACACAGACUAUGAGUCAAGCCUGAAGCAUUUUCAGCUGGCUUUGAUUGACUCCACACCCUGCACUUUGUCCAAAGCUGAAAUUCAGUUCCACAUUGCUCAUGUAUAUGAAAUUCAGAAGAAACACCGCAUCGCAAAGGAAGCUUACGAGAGUCUGUUACAAACAGAAGAUCUUCCUGCACAGGUGAAGGCAACUACGUUUCAACAAUUAGGCUGGAUGCAUCACAUGGUCGAACAGUUGGGAGAUAAAGCCAACAAGAACAGCUAUGCUAUUCAGUGUCUGCAGAAGUCCCUAGAAGCAGACCCCAAUUCAGGACAGUCUUGGUACUUCCUGGGCAGGUGCUACUCAAGUAUUGGGAAGGUCCAAGAUGCCUUCAUAUCUUACCGACAGUCUAUUGAUAAGUCUGAAGCCAGUGCAGAUACGUGGUGCUCAAUUGGUGUGUUGUAUCAGCAGCAGAACCAACCGAUGGAUGCACUGCAAGCGUAUAUCUGUGCAGUGCAGUUGGACCACAGCCAUGCAGCCGCCUGGAUGGACCUAGGCACACUCUACGAAUCCUGCAACCAGCCACAGGAUGCCAUCAAGUGCUACAUCAAUGCCACAUGCAGCAAGUCCUGCAGCAACAUCCCAGCUCUUACAGCUCGCAUUAAAUGCCUACAGGCUCAGUUGUGUAAUCUUCAGCAAGGUAGUUUACCAAGUAAAAGUAAAAUGCUCCCUAGUAUUGAGGAGGCGUGGAGCCUUCCAAUUCCAGCAGAGCUCACUUCCAGACAGGGAGCGCUCAACACGGCACAACAGCAAACCUGCAAAUCUCAUCAGAGCAAUGAAGCCCAGUCCCAAAUCCCAGGACAGUCUCUUCCUCAUGUUCUCUCUGGCCAGACAGACAACCAGUCCAUCCCGGCCAAAAAGAAGAGGACCGCUAGUCCUGCCAGGAAUUCACCAGAUUCCUGGGCAAAUGAUUCAAAUCAUCAUCAAAUCCCCAAUUGGAGUUUAACCCCCCAGAAGCUUCAGCUCCUCGAACAGUUACGGACCAACAGGGCCAAUUUGAAGCCAGUUCAGUUGCAGAUGCUGGAACAAAUGGAAAAGCAGCUCAGUCUAAUCCAACAGAAUCAGCAAAUGAGGCUGAAUGCUAUGGGUCAAGUGUGGCCCAAUGGGUCCAAUGGUCCUGUAGCGGACCCCUUACUGCCUGUGAACUCAAAUUCCACAUCCUCCCCUCACCAACAACACAUCGCUCUUUCCCGCACACCCUCUGCCUUCUCCCGAUGUGCUGCUCAGCCAAUAUCCAACAGUCCUGUCCCUGCAAGCCCCACCCCCUGCUGCACGGCUAGAACCCUGGGUAACACAGAUGUUGUCUCUGUGGGCAAUAAUCACCUCCCUGGAUCUGGGAGCAACGUAAACGUGCCUUACUUGCGGCAAAACGCACUACCUCAUAACUGCACAACCCCCACCAGCAGCAGCAUGGAUGGUGAACCAUGGAAAAGCCAACACGUCAACUCCGCUCAGGGGCUUCAGAAAAGUCCAGGUUCACAUUUAGCAGGUCCAAAUGGGGAGCAGCCUUUCUCUUCCACUGGGACUUCCCAGCCUACCCUGGCAGCCGGCACUGGCAUUCCAAAUCAGGUCGGAUGUUCCACCACAGCCAGCGACACGUUAGCACAGGAGGCUAGUCACAAUCACCUCCCCUCCCCCAGCCUCCCUCACUCUGCUACCUCAAGUGGACAGCAAGGCAUGGUGCAUACCAAAGAGAGCAAGCCUUCAGGAAACGGGCAUUCCACGGGGACGCCUAACAGCAUCGUCACGUCAGAAGGACUGCCUAAUCACGUCCAGCAAGGCCAAACAGAUGGUGCUGGUCCAAAACACUGCUCACCAGGUGUACUUCGUUCAGACAAUCUUCAGCUCUCUGCCUUUUUGAUUGGAAAAGCCAAUGAAAGUAAUUAUAAGGACGGCAGGUUGGCGGCUGCUAGCACAAAGUUAAACAACUUUCACCCCAGUCUGCAGACAGGGCUUAAGGCACAUGAGAACUCAGUGGCCUCCUCUCCAUGUUCUGCCAUGUUCACGGCCACACCCUCCCCCAAAUCGGCAGACCAUCACAGUUCUCAGAACAGUGUUAACAGCCUUAACAGCCCCACGCUUAAUGGCAAAGGUCUGGAGGACUCUCAGAGCCCCUUGAAGGUGGCAUCAUCCUUUGUUUGCUAUAAACCGACUCCUCCCUUGCUCGUCCCGUGGUCCUCUGUCUCCAUCUACCCCAGCUCCAGUGAGGUGCUCAAAGCAUGCAGAAACUUUAGGAAGAACGGCGUGUCCAACAACAGCAUCUUACUUGACAAGUGUCCCCCUCCACGAUUACCUUCUCCACCCUUCCCUCCUCUGCCAAAGGACAAGCUCAAUCCUCCCACCCCCAGCAUCUAUUUGGAGAGCAAGAGAGAUGCCUUCUUUCCACCUUUACACCAGUUCUGCACAAACCCAGCCAACCCUGUUACUGUAAUCCGUGGCCUGGCUGGAGCACUCAAGCUAGACCUAGGGCUGUUCUCCACCAAGACUCUGGUGGAGGCCAACCCAGAGCACCUGGUGGAGGUGAGGACUCAAAUAUCUCAGCCCACUGAUGAGAACUGGGAUGUGACGGGCAGCAGGAAGAUGUGGCGCUGUGAGAGCAGCCGGUCACACACAACCAUCGCCAGAUAUGCUCAGUACCAAGCCUCCUCUUUCCAGGAAUCGCUGCGGGAGGAAAAUGAAAAGAAAGGGCAGAAGGACUACUCAGACACAGAAUCUGCUCCAUCUGAAAAUGUGGUGCGUCGAAGUAGAGGUCCUUUUAAGCACAUUAAAUUUGGGACCAACAUCGACUUGUCAGAUGAGAAAAAGUGGAAGCUGCAGCUGGCUGAGUUGAGUAAGCUGCCUGCCUUUGCGCGGGUGGUGUCUGCAGGGAAUCUGCUCAGUCAUGUGGGCCACACCAUUCUCGGCAUGAACACUGUCCAGCUCUAUAUGAAGGUCCCAGGCAGCAGAACACCAGGUCAUCAGGAAAAUAACAACUUCUGCUCUGUGAACAUUAACAUCGGCCCAGGAGAUUGUGAAUGGUUUGUUGUUCCUGAGCCAUACUGGGGUGUCAUGAAUGAUUUCUGUGAAAAGAACAAUAUUAAUUACCUAAUGGGCUCAUGGUGGCCAAAUCUAGAGGACUUGUAUGAGGCCAGUGUUCCGGUGUAUCGCUUUAUCCAGCGACCAGGGGAUCUUGUCUGGCUCAAUACAGGCACAGUGCAUUGGGUUCAGGCCAUUGGCUGGUGCAACAACAUUGCCUGGAAUAUAGGACCACUCACUGUGCAUCAGUACAAGUUAGCUGUGGAGCGAUACGAGUGGAACAAACUCCAGAGUGUCAAAUCGAUUGUUCCAAUGAUUCACCUCUCUUGGAACAUGGCCAGGAACAUCAAAGUGUCUGACCACAAGCUCUUUGAGAUGAUCAAGUACUGUUUGUUGAGGACACUAAAGCAGUGUCAGAUGCUGAGAGAAGCUCUUCUAGCUGCUGGCAAUGAGCUAGUUUGGCACGGGAGGACCAAGGAUGAGCCUGCUCACUACUGUAACAUCUGUGAGGUGGAGGUCUUUGACCUGCUGUUUGUCACCAGUGAGAGCAACUCACGAAAAACAUAUGUGGUACACUGCCAGGAAUGCGCUCGAAGAUGCAGCCCUAACUUUGAAAACUUUGUGGUUUUAGAGCAGUACAAAAUAGAAGACCUCUUGCAAGUGUAUGAUCAGUUCACAUUAGCCCCACCCCUUCCCCCCUCCUCCUCAUCUUGACGUUAACAUUAACGGUUCUUCGGAUAACACCCUGGAACGCAACAUAUUCCUUUCUGAUAUUCAGGAGACAUGACCCAGUUCCACACCACUGGUUUCUGUAGCAAAUCCACAAGGCUGCUGGUUCUAAGCUGUUUGUCUAUACAACCUUGCCAAGUAUGGAGUGUCGGCCUGCUAGAUUGAAGUGGCAUCGCCUUCAUCUUCAGGACUUUUUCAGCUUGUUCAGCACCACUUCUCUUUGAAACACAAUGACAAAUUGACUAAUUGCAGAUAUACAGUAUAUCACAAAUGGUAAAAUCUCUCAGAAACUACUGACUCUUAUUUUCAUUUUUUCUUUAUUCUGUUCCUUUUUUUUUUUUUUCACUUGUACUUCAUGUAUGGGCUGAUACAUGAUUAUUUUCUUUUAAUCUUAUUUCCACUUUAGUACCGUAGCUGGAUGUUUUUGUUUGAAAUUUCUUUAAGCAACAAAAAAAGUUGAAGAAAAUUGCAAUGUGAAUUUAUUAUUAUUAUUGUCUCCUUUUAUUAAGGAAACCGUGUGGGGUGUGGGUUGGGAUAGCCAAGUCACAAAGAAAAAUGGGUUGCACAGACUAAGGAGUAAACUUUAAUUUGUUUUGUUUAUUGCUUUGUUUCUAAUUUUGUAAAUUUACACUAUUUAUAAAUAUUUAUUGCUUGAAAAUAUUUGUUGAUGGAAUGCUGUUAUUUUUUUCCAGAGUUCCUGCCAUUAAAUUUGACGGAGUAAUGUCAUUUUGAACAUUUCUCUUAUUACAUUUUUCUAUACAUGAAUAAAACUGCUUGGCAAGCAUUGUACAGAAACAUGAAGAUUGAUAUGGUUUAUGGGUUACUAAUCAAAAAUGUCUUUGUAAUUAAAAUAUUC